This is a messenger RNA of Ostreococcus tauri, 1209 nucleotides long. RefSeq names its product Lipase, GDSL. The record is from RefSeq and is a predicted model, not a curated record. The coding region runs from base 1 to 1209 and encodes 402 amino acids. The transcript has a single exon. Lineage: Eukaryota; Viridiplantae; Chlorophyta; Mamiellophyceae; Mamiellales; Bathycoccaceae.
AUGCGCCCCGAAGACCCCGCGCCGAGAUGCGCGUGCGACGGAUGUUCAUCGUGCUCGUCCUCCGCACGUGAAGACUCUGGACGCUCGCUCGUGUCGUCGUCAUCGCUCAUCCAGAGCGCACUCACCGGUUCACUCCUCCAGGCGCGCUCGUCGCAGCUCGUGUCGACGUCGAGAUGCUCGAACGAGCCGCAGCGAUACGUGAACCGCGAUAAGCAGCGUGGCAUCACGCGCGAAGGUCACAGAGCGUUGUGCAAACCGUGUCUCAGGAGACGAGAACGUGUGCGCACGCAGCUCAAGCUCAAGCGCGGGGCGCCUGAUGGGAACACCGCCACGGGUUCGACGCACAAGGCGGCCGCCAUGAAAUCGGCGAACACCGCGACGCAGAAACGUGCGAGCAUCGUUUUAUUCGGCGAUUCGCUCACGGAGCGGUCUUUUGAAGUCGGUGGAUUCGGUGCUCGAAUGCAGCACGAGUUUCGCCGCUGUGUAGACGUCAAGGCGCGCGGCUACAGUGGGUAUAACACCGAUCACGCCGUUUCGAUGCUCGAUCAAGUCUUUACUAGUGAAGAACCAUCGCCGGUGCUGGUGACGGUUCUAUUCGGCUCGAACGACGCGUGCGAUGGGAAAUCGCCUGCGGGUGCCGUCCAGCACGUUCCAGUCGAACGAUACGAGAAGAACCUCGUGCGCAUCGCAGAGAGUGUUCUGCGUCUCAAACCAUCGCCUCGCCUGUUGUUCAUCACGCCGCCGCCAGUGGACGACGACGCAUGGGCUAUGGAUUGCGCAAUAAGGGCCGCACAGCCCGGUUCUGGAUUCGGCACGUUAUUGGCGGGCUCGACCUCGGCGCCGAACAGGACGACGGCGCUUGUGAAACCGUACGUGGAAGCGAUGAAGCGAGUUGCUCACUCGAUCUCUAUCCCAGUCGUUGACUUGUACGACUCGUUGCAGUCUUCCAUCGGCGGCAACGUCGAUUCCACGGCUUUCGUGGAUGGUCUGCAUUUCAGCGAAAUAGGACAGCGACGCGUGGCUGAGUUGAUUAUCAACGCGGUGCGCGAGCACUUUCCGCGGCUCGCUGCCAUGGCGUCAGAUUCAGUGAAGUGCGACUACCCGGACUGGAAGUAUCUCGAUCUUCGCGGUGAUCGCACGGUGCACGCGAGACAAAUUACGACGUACUACGAUCACGCCGAUAGAAUUCCAGUGGAUGAUGGCUAUUAG